Messenger RNA from Melospiza georgiana, 1322 nucleotides. RefSeq names its product cyclin dependent kinase 2 interacting protein (gene CINP). Lineage: Eukaryota; Metazoa; Chordata; Aves; Passeriformes; Passerellidae. The record is from RefSeq and is a predicted model, not a curated record. The transcript has 5 exons. The coding region runs from base 23 to 658 and encodes 211 amino acids.
UUCCGCGGGCGGAGGGGUCGCCAUGGCGGCAAAAAGUCCUCCUGAUAGUACUCCAAGAAGGCCUGUUUUAUCUGUCAGUGCAAGAAAAAUUAAAGAUAAUGCAGCAGACUGGCAUAAUUUAAUGAUGAAAUGGGAGAGACUGAAUGAUAAUGGAUUUACUACAGCAAACAAAAUAGUCAACAUGAGGAUCAGUGAGCAAUUUCAGGACAACAAACUGGAGAUAGCAUGUGAUAACAGUGCCACAGAACCUGAAAAGCCAACCCCAAAAUACAAUCAAGAGCUGGACAAUUGCUGUGCAGAAUUACUUGAGACCUUAAAGCAAAUGACAAAAAUACAGAUGAAAAUGGAAAAGCUUACUUCAACUACUAAAGCAAUCUGUGACUUGGAAACAUUCCACCAUGGAGCUGGGAAUUGCAAGGCUCCCUUCUUUCAUACAUGGCCCACAUCAUACUUCUAUGAGGUUUGUCUGAAGCUGUCUGAAAUGUACAAGAAGGAGCUACAACUCAAACAAACAAUUGUACGAGACAUUGCUCAUUCUGCUGACCAGGAUCUGAUGAUGGUGUAUUUAUCCUCGUGGCUGUACCAGCCUUACAUUGACAACAGCAGCAUGCUGCUGCUCGAAGCCAUGCUGCUGGAAACAGGACACAGGCAGUGCUAGAAUUCCAGAGCUUACAUGGCUGCCUUCUAGGGGUGCUAAUAUGAAACUGAACUGGCAUGUUGCAAAGCUUACCAAGUAAGUUGAUUUUUUGUAAAACUUAUUAAAAAUAUUUUUCUCUAUUCAUAUUCCUUACUUUGUCUCAGCUGAUACACCUUUUUCUGUGUUGGACAAGCUAGUUUUGGUUGUUUUUCUCUAUUUUAAGGGCAACACUGAGGUUACAAGUAGGAGGCUAAGUCCUCUAUACUCAGAAAGAGGUAAGCACUGCCUGGCAAUCUGGGGGAUUCAAUGCAUUUAGAAUCUACAGCAAAAGAUGUUACUUCCUGCCAAGUCUGGACAGCCUGAAAUACCUGCAUGGUCCUUUUUGCCACAGAAAUUCAGCAAUUCUUGAUCUUCCAUGGUUUUGGGGUUUUUUUUUUUUGGUUUUUUUGCAAGAAUUAACAGGGCAAAUGUUUUUGUAAUUCAUUUAUAAGUGGAGGAAAGGAAAGCACAAAAAGAAUCCAAAAGGAUCCACAUAGUUUGGUGUGUGAUUUUGAAAUGCUGCUGCAGACAAUAGUACAAAUUCUGGUUUGGUUUUGACUCUGGUGUUGUUGGGUACUUCACCCUCAAAGAGUGAUCCAAGCUUGAACCAGCACCCAGGGAAGGUUUAGUACAACUCAGCAUUUUA